CACUGAGGUCACCGAUGCAGUCCCCCUGUAUCUGUGAAUGGUUUCGCCCGAUGACGUCACCCAUGUAUUGGCCAUGUUGGCCAUGUUGCAGACGUACCGAGGAAGAAAAGAGCUGUUUCCAUACUAUAAACUUUAGGAAUUUGUCAACUUUUCAGAUCUAAUGAUUAGAAACACUUCUGCUACAAGGAAGGACACCAGCAAGGCUUGAAGAUGACGACAACUCCUGAAAAAGCUGACAAGAAGGACAAGGAGUCUGGACUCCUGAGGAAGGGGUCCUCCUCCAAGAAACCACUCAAGGAGAAGGUGGUACAGAUCUACGAGUCUUUCUUCAAGGGAGAAGACCCUUCUCUUGGAAACCCUAACUUCUGGGAUGAAUUUUUCUUAAUGAAGGCAAAUGUUGCAUACAUAGAGAAGGCGUUCUCAAAAAUGACCCCAGAGCAACUUGUGGCAUUAAAGGACAACAUCAACUUACUCUGCCACAGAUGCAUUUUAACCUUGAAAGAAGACUACCAGAUCAGGGUGGUCAAUGCCCUACAGACCAUGUGUGCGCUGAUCCGUGGUGUGUAUGGUAAGAGUCUGGGGGACUACGGCUUUGACAUCAUCAACAUUCUAGUCGGGUUUGAUGCUGCAGAGGUUCAGAUGCAGAGACUGAUAGAAAGUGUUCACUCUAUCCUGACUGGAGACAACCCUGCUGGUCUGAAGACUCUGUCCCUCAAGUUACUCCUUAUACUGGUCACUGCAACAGAUAAUGUGAGCCAGAACACCAUACUGGAGUACAUCAUGAUCAACAGUGUAUUUGAGUCAGUUGUACAGAUAUUAGCAAACCCAAUGUCCAGGCAAGUCCAUGGACAUGAUGCUCUAUUGCUGCUAACAAUACUGGUCAACUAUAGAAAGUAUGAGUCAGUCAACCCAUACAUUGUAAAGCUGUCUAUUCUGGACGACGAACUAGCAUUAAACGGUCUUGGAUGGGUGAUAUCAUCGGCCCUGACAGAGUUCAACAGAAAAUACAAAGAAAAGAAGGAAGAACCACAGAGUGGGUGGUUAUCCUCCAUAACGAGUAUGGUUGGCAAUAUCUUUGUUGGGGAUUCAGACAGUGUCAGUGCAAAAGUUAGAACAAAUGACUCCAUUCUCCUUGCUCUGUAUGAAGCGGUUCACCUCAACAGGAAUUUCAUCACCGUUCUCACAACGAGUCAUACGGAGACAUCCUCUGGACCGUCCUCUCCGACAACAACUCGAGCCGUGGAGGGAACUAGAGAAGAUGAGCUGGGGCCACAGGCUGACCAGCAAGGUGGUGAGGCGGUGCAAGGUCCACUACCGUCCACCCCUCCUCCGGACUCCAGCCAGACCACCAACCACAUGGUCACUUUCCUCCAGUACUGCUCUAUUGUUAUGCAAGAUAUCAAAGAUGAACAAAGACUAUGCAGUUUUAAGCUCUGUCUGGUCAUUCUUACAUGUAUAGCUGAGGAUCAAUAUGCAAAUUCAUUUCUACAUGAUGCCAAUAUGAACUUUGUUGUGCAUCUGUAUAGAAUGCCUAUGAGACACAGAAAGAUUGCUGUACCAAACACCUCUUCAAGGCCUCUGGCGUGUGCAUGGUUAGACUUGACAGUUGAAUUUAUAGUGACCCACAUGAUGAAGGACUUCCCUAUGGAACUGUACAUGAGGUGCCUUGGGAUUGUCCAUAGACUGCUGUGUUACCAGAAGAAGUGCAGGGUGAGGUUACAGUAUACAUGGAAAGAUCUGUGGACAGCACUUAUCAAUUUGGUGAAGUUCAUGAUCGCCCAGGAGGCUCACCUGGCCAGCAGACAUAACAUCUUCUACCUAGCCAUAAAGGUAGUGAAUCUGUUCAACCUGUUCAUCACCUAUGGGGAUACGUUCCUGCCCUCCCCCACCAGCUAUGACGAGCUGUACUAUGAAGUCAUCCGCAUGCACACUGUCUUUGACAACCUCUACUCCAUGGCACUGAGACACGCUACUAACCAUGGGGAACACAAAGACUCGGCUACAAGACUGACCAAUGCACUUGUCAACAUUAGAGCAAUAGUAAACCAUUUUACACCCAAGAUUGACUCUUGGUCAGCAGCAAAUCAUCUGUCCUCCCUGACAGAAGAUCAAGUUCUGGAGGUUGUGCGGAGUAACUACGACACGUUGACCCUGAAACUGCAGGAAAGUCUGGACCAGUAUGAGAGAUAUGCAGAGAAACCUAAGGAGUCUGCCUUCUUCACACAGUUGGUUCGAUCGAUCAUCUCCGACUUCAGAAAGUCAAUCAGUGUCGCCACCUUGCAGCAGGAGACUGUACUGCAGGAGUUCUCACACAUACACUGAUUUAAUAGUUAAGUUCAAUGGUUCUGUUCCGGCAAUGAGUAUCAUUGUUGCAGCCAAAAUUACAAAACAUUUAGUAUUAGUUACUAUUACUAAAAAUUUCAAAGCUGAGACUGCACAUUUAUUCCACCAGUCAUAAAUGGUUUAUAGGUGGCUUUUAUGGCAAUUUGGCAAUUUCAAGAAAUGUGAUAAGAUGUAACCGUUGAAGAUUUUCUCCUCGCUUUAGUCAUAUUAUACUUCAUGCUUUUCAGUAGUGGGAUAACUGAUAUUCUAUCUAAUCCAAAAAAAGGUCACCUGUAUGCAAUUUGUGUAUAAUAUUUGCAGCCCUUUGUGCAUUUCUUCUGAACUUACACAAUAUGUAAAUCCCAAGCAUGAAGGGAUUUAAGCACAUGUAAUGAAGAUACAACUCUCUCAUGGAUUGAAGGCCAAGAUAGAUGAAAUUGCAUGUUUUGUUUCUUGAUUGGUUUUACCUAAAUGAAGAAAUAUUGUUUUGCUACUAUGCAAAAUUUAUAAUAUUAGACUUCAUAUUGGAUACUUGGAUACUUAUACAUAUUGAUACCCCAGUAUGGCACUGGUAUCCCUACAUGUGUUAAAACUACAUAGUACAUGUAAAUUCAUUAUUGAUGGUGUCAUGAGCACAUAGCUUAAGAUUUUAUUGUUUUCUUUCAUUUCCUUCUUGAAUUAUGAUCUAACAAAUCCAAUGCAACUCCUCUGUAGUGAUUACUACUAGCUGUCGUAUGUGCAACUAACUCAGCAUAAGGAUAGUAUAAGUGUAAAACGCCAGGAAAAGAAAUAUGCACUUAACUUUUAGCUUGCUGACUUGUUUUUUUGUCCUUGGUUGUGGUAAAAGUAAAAGAUUUGAUGGACCUCUAUCAUAUCUUCACUCUGUUGCCAUGGCAAUGGUAAAAAGUAGCUGAAUAUAAACCUAUGUCACAAACAGAAUGGAUUCUUCAAGAAUUUUUCUUGACUCGAGUAUUGUCUGGACAUUACCAGUACUUUAUUUUGUGUUUUGUUACUAUAAUGUGCAUAUCAUGGCCAGUAAGAGUGACCAGUAUCAUGAGCAACAGUGGAAUAUUUUGUGCAAUGCAUGGACCUUACUAAAUUCAACAUCUCUUCCAAUAUGUAGCUUUGAUUGAUUUGAAUAGAAUGCCAUAGAAACCCAAUAUUUACAGGUAUUAAUUGAAUAAAAAGAUUUGUGGUUAUUGAUGAUGGAAGGUAGAAAAAAUACUGUACACAUUACAUCUAACUCCUUGUUAAAACUCUUGUUGUUUAUAAAUAUUGUAAUAAAUGUGCUGAAUACAAUUGUGGUGAUCAAUUUGUUUGAACAUGUAUUUCCUGUAUAUGAGGUACAUGCAUGCUCUUUUAAAAUUCUGCUUUGACCAGAAACAUGUUUGAAGAUUGACAUAGUUUACAGCAAAACCUCUUGAUUUAAGGUAAUGUAAGAGAAUUUGUCUGUCACCAUUGAUUGACACCAUACUUAACUGCUAUAAAUGUAUGAUACGUACUUGGAAAAUAAAUGAUUGUUUCUUUUA
Messenger RNA from Branchiostoma floridae (Florida lancelet), 3851 nucleotides. RefSeq names its product armadillo-like helical domain-containing protein 3. Gene Ontology annotation, biological process: regulation of Golgi organization. Lineage: Eukaryota; Metazoa; Chordata; Leptocardii; Amphioxiformes; Branchiostomatidae. The record is from RefSeq and is a predicted model, not a curated record. The coding region runs from base 211 to 2322 and encodes 703 amino acids. The transcript is spliced from 27 exons. Gene Ontology annotation, cellular component: cytosol.